Molecule: messenger RNA, 1172 nt
Organism: Epinephelus moara (kelp grouper)
Lineage: Eukaryota; Metazoa; Chordata; Actinopteri; Perciformes; Serranidae
Product: protein mono-ADP-ribosyltransferase PARP14-like
Exons: 2
Coding region: 520-834 (104 amino acids)
Source: RefSeq, a predicted model, not a curated record
CAUCCAGAACAUGUCAGAGCACCUGGAGGAAACCCACGCUGACACAGGGAGAACAUGCAGACUCUGCACAGAGGGGAUUGAACCAGCAACCCUCUUGCUGUGAGGCACAGUGCUAACCACCACACCACCGUGCCGCCUGAGUGAAGAACUGUAUCUUAUAUUAGUAAACUGAAUGUCUUCAUGUUUUGGACUCUAGGUCCUUCAUGUGAUUUGUUCCCACUGUGACAGAUUAAUGAUCUUAUUCUUUGAGUUUCUGUUUUUAGACUUAUGUAAAUAAAACACUGGUUUAAAUGUUAUUUUUUAGAUAAUGAAGGAAUAAUCAUGUUCCCAGCUUCAGAUAAAGGCCAGUGUGUAUUCACAGUGUGUCUCUGUGAGUCAGGUCCUGACAUCGGUUCCGUUUCUCGCUCCUCUGCCGCAGAAACGAAAGUGAAACUAGGCUGAAGCUCAACGCAGCUCCGCCGCCUGUUUGUGUCAGUCAGUCGGUGUGUGUGAGUGAGUGUGUGUGAACCGGACAGCAGCAUGGAUGAACCCAAGUGUCCGCCGGUGACCGUGGAGGGGGACUGGAGUCCGGCUCAGACCAAAAGCAUGAAGAACAAACUGCAGCUGUACUUCCAGAGCAAGAAGAAGUCCAGCGGAGGAGACUGUCGGGUGGAGGCGGAGGACGGAGCUCCGAGGGCCGCCGUGUACUUCAGAUCAGAGGACGUGAGAGAGCGAGUCCUCGCCAGGAAGAACCAUGAGAUCAUUCUGGAGAAUCGAACAGUGACGUUACGUCUGAUUUCUGCAGCUGUAAGUAGAGACGAUGUCACAGACACGUUUAUAUUAUGUAAUAUAUAACAUACACAAGCUUCAGUGUAAUAACUGUGACCUCUGACCUCUGGGAUUUGUAGUUCUACGGUUUUUCAAAUUUUAUUUUAAAGACUACAUUUCAUGCCAACCUCAGGUUACACCUUAACCUUUCCUCCAGCGCCACCUUCAGGACCAACUUCACAUGUUCAGCUGCCCCCAGUGAGAUUUAGGGACACCAGGAGAAUUUAAUUUUAACUCCACUUACAAGUUUUCUCUGCACCUUUCGACCACGUCUCUCGGUCUGUGUCAGUGCGCGGAGCUCUGUCAGUCGACCUGAGAUCAGUUCCUCAUUAUUCUCUGCUCUUGAAAUAAAAGCUUCAGUCAGA